Molecule: messenger RNA, 468 nt
Organism: Protopolystoma xenopodis
Lineage: Eukaryota; Metazoa; Platyhelminthes; Monogenea; Polystomatidea; Polystomatidae
Source: the annotation of a GenBank genome assembly
AUGAAGCAUGCGCCUAAUACUCGAAUCACGAACCCUGUUGGCACCAAGUCUACCUCACGAACUAAUGUCUCUGUGAACCGCAGGCGCAUUACGACUACAAACGCUUCUAGAACGCCUGCCGCACAAAUAGCACCUCCAUCGCGUCCUAACAACGAAGCGCCGCGUACUCAUAAUCAAACUUCAGCUGGCUCUGUCACUCCUGUGACAAUCAGUGCACCUGUACCAAAGCUAACUUCUGUCAUUCCUGAUAAUGUAUUGUCGACAACGUCAACCUUAGGUGCUACCCCCAGUUCUACCAAUGGACAACUACUGAACAACGAGGCCGAGCUGCUCUUAGCAAAUCUAGAAAAGACAUGUAUCUUUUGCGGCGAACACAAUGAGGCCUUUACAGAGGCCGGCUUUGAUUUGCACUAUUGGAAAAGCUGUCCCAUGCUUAAAAGGUGCACCAACUGCCGACAGGUCAGUUAA